AUGUAUCACGAGAGAGAUGCAACUACGAGUUCUUCUAUGGUUGGCUGGGUUGGGACAAUGUCAGAUGGAAUUAAUGAUCACCGUAUACCUGAGUAUUGCUCGAGGAUCGGUUCUGCGGGAUAUCACUUUAUAAACUAUCCUGUCGGGGGAAUGAAAAGAGCAGUUUGGCGUCCAGAAAAAGGGAGUCAACCACCUUGUAUUGAUCUUCCUGAUCUUCAGCUUGGGCCACAGCUGUGGUCAACUUAUGUCAUAGGGAGAAUUUCGCCAUGGAUUGAUUGCGAUUCAUCUGAAAAGUGGCUUGCCGAUUUAUCGUGUAAUGAACUUGAGAAAGAGUUAAAUUAUGUUUGUUAUAUGCCAAUGCGUGUUGUAACUUUGGAGUUGAAGCAUCGUGAUUCUCCUCGCCUUGCAAAGAUCCUAACCAAAUGGGUAUGGACCAAGUCUAUGACUUUCAGUAUAUGGAUUUUUGUUCCGACUGAUGAAAAUUUGUUGCCGAUAUCUGGAAGAACGGAUUCCCGAGAUAUUUGGUCAGUUUGGGCGGAUUUCCGCACUUUGUGCACCAAUUAUCCGAUAAAUAAAAUGGCUGUCGGUUUACGCAUAUGUGCAGAUCUUGCUGAUGAAUUCCUAGCUCCUCGCUUGUAUAAAAGAUGGCAUGCGGAACCGCUUUGCUGUUUCUGGAUUGAUACGGAUGUUUUUACUGCCGGAUCAAGACCUAAGGAAGUAGCUGUUCCGCCUGCACAUUAUCGUCUUCUGACCGAUUUGUUUGUGUCGGUGACGCAGCGGCCUAUGAUAUUUCCAGUGGGCGAUGAAACCGUUAGUGAUCAGUUGAAAAGGCAGUUUGCGAAUGCCGUACGUUCCUUAUUCAAUGAAAAAGUAAUGCGUGCACAAAACGGACGUGGAGACGAGCAGGAAUCGAUCUUAUUUGAAUAUCUUGGUCAUCCAGAGUAUAUUGAUACUCUCCAGGUUCCUCUGCAACCACUAGCAGACAAUCUUGACUCUGGAACUUAUACAACUUUUGAGGAAGAUAGCGUUAAAUAUGAGAUUUAUCGAGAGGCAGUUCUUAAGGCAUUUCCUGAUGUCGUGAAAAUCGUUGGUGAUUCUCGUGAAGUUGUGGUAAUGCUUCUCGGAGCUGGUAGAGGGCCCCUAAUGCAAAUUCUUAUUGAAUGCGAGCAAAAAUUCAACGAGAAAUCUCACUCGCUCGCUGACUACGUAAAGUUUAAAUUUAUUGCAGUCGAGAAGAACGACAAUGCUGUAGUGACUCUCAAUUAUCGCAACCUUUUGCACUGGAAUCGGAAAGUUACGAUAGUUGCCUCUGACAUGCGUCGAUUGACUGAGAAGGUGAAGGCUGGUGAGCUUCCACAACCUGAUCUUAUCGUUUCUGAGCUACUUGGUUCUUUCGGCGACAACGAGUUGUCUCCUGAGUGUCUUGAUGGCGUGACGGAUAUCCUUCGUCCAACCACAGUUAGCAUACCUUCUUCGUACACGAGCUACUUGGCUCCGAUCCAGUCUGUUCGUAUGCAUCAAAAAGUUCGAUCUUGCACCGGCUCUAACGUUUUUAACAAGGGGCUUCCAGGCCGUGGACGGCUUUUGCCUGUACUAAAACCUGACGGCUCUUACUCAAUACCGCAACAGGAAGAAGCUUCUCCGCUUGAUGAAUUAUAUGUUGUCCACUUACGUUCCAUUUGUGUUUUGGACACUCCUAAGCCGGUUUUCUCAUUCCAUCAUCCGAACUUCUCUAGAAUUCCUAACACUAGAGAAGCUGAUAUAAAUUUUAAUGUUGAUAUGCAAGCAGAGCUUAUGGGCUUCGCUGGGUAUUUUUCCGCUAACCUCUAUAGUGAUGUGAAUUUGAGUAUUGUUCCAGAAACUCAUUCCAAAUCCAUGAUUAGUUGGUUUCCAGCCCUGAUUCCAUUGCAAGAAUUGAUAAGACUUCAGCCUGAAGCAGAAGUCACUUUACACAUUGAGCGAAAAGUUGAUACAGAGGGAGUCUGGUACGAGUGGUUUGUAGUGUACAAGGACCAUGCGUUGGCAGAACCAAAGCGUACCUUACUGCAGAAUAAAAAUGGGAUAAGCUACUUCAUGCGGCUUUGA
Enterobius vermicularis (human pinworm) is the source of this 2085-nucleotide messenger RNA. NCBI's taxonomy places the organism in Eukaryota, Metazoa, Nematoda, Chromadorea, Rhabditida, Oxyuridae. The record is from the annotation of a GenBank genome assembly.